Messenger RNA from Andrographis paniculata, 1354 nucleotides. Its product is annotated as ethylene-responsive transcription factor 5-like. The transcript has a single exon. The record is from RefSeq and is a predicted model, not a curated record. Gene Ontology annotation, biological process: ethylene-activated signaling pathway; regulation of DNA-templated transcription. The coding region runs from base 185 to 1102 and encodes 305 amino acids. Gene Ontology annotation, molecular function: DNA-binding transcription factor activity; DNA binding. NCBI's taxonomy places the organism in Eukaryota, Viridiplantae, Streptophyta, Magnoliopsida, Lamiales, Acanthaceae.
CACCUCCCAAGAACCCUCCCACGAACCAUCCUCCUCCCCCAAAUUUCCAACCCUAUUUAACCCACAAUCCUCACUCCUCAUCUUCCACUCAAUCCCCAAUCAUCAUCAUCAUCAUCAUAAACACAGCACUGCAGGUGAUCGAUCCACAUUCAACAAUUUUCUGUGAUUGAAAAAGGGGAAAGGAAUGGACACAGUGAGCUUACCUGAUGAGUGUUCUGCGCUCGAACUCAUACGCCAGCAUCUUCUCGACGAUGGCGCCUUUGCCGAAACUUAUGGCAACAUUUCCAGGACUUCCAGCAAUUCCAGCUCUGUUAUCUCCGAAUUAACCAUGAAUUCAACCUCCUGUUCCUCGAUUGACCACAGCAAUACGCAAUUCAACCCUAAUUUCAGCUUCUCCGCUGUGAGUAGCCGCGCCUCGAGCAUUGAGUUCUCGAGUAAUUUUUAUACCCCCAAAUCUGAGGGCGAAUACCUAGAAUUCGAAAUGAAACCACAAAUUGGAACCAAUGAGACCUCGAUUAAGCGGAAGAACUUCACCGAACGGAAGCCUUCUCUCAACAUAGCGAUUCCAACUCCGAGCGCGACGGCGACCGUCGAUUGGAGUCGAAAUCCAGCCGCCGCCGCUGCGGCGGAGCCGAACGUGACGAAUGAGGAGUAUUCCGCUCAGCAGAGGCACUACCGCGGCGUCAGGCAGCGGCCGUGGGGAAAAUUCGCGGCGGAGAUACGAGAUCCGAAUCGGAAGGGAACUCGCGUUUGGCUCGGUACGUUCGAUACUUCCAUUGAAGCAGCCAAAGCUUACGAUAGGGCGGCGUUCAAGCUUAGAGGCAGCAAGGCGAUACUGAAUUUCCCGCUCGAAAUCGGAUAUUCGAAUCCGCCGGUGACUCCCGCCGCACUCGGCUGCCGGAAAAGGAGCAGAGAAACUCCGAUCGAACAGAAGCAGAAGAAACAGAUCAAGCGAGAAGAAGUUAAAGCGGAAGGUGAAUUUCCGUCGACGGCGGUUCCAUUAACGCCGUCAAGUUGGACGGCCGUUUGGGACGGUGGAGACGAGAAAGGCAUAUUCGAAAUUCCGCCGUUAUCGCCGUUAUCACCGAUGAUUGUUAUUUAAAAUUUUAGAAUGGACCAACCAAAUGCACCUGACAGUAAAAAGUCCGGGGUGGUUUAGAAAAUUGCAAAAAAGUCCGUUAGGAAAAGAUAAUUAGUAGACUCUUCCCGGGUCUUAGAACAAUAUGUGGAUAUUUGCGAUAUGCUUGGAUUUGUUUAUUCGUUCGUUGUGACGACAGCACGCUUCUUAUAUGAGAGUAGCGACUUCUGUAUUAUUUUAAUUUAAUUUUUUAAUGGAAAAUACGAUUUAGCCGAG